CAUUUAAGUCACUCCUUUCUUCCCUACUCGGCAAGUGCACCUAAUUGAUUCCCUUCUUUACUUCUUUCCUUUCAUUUUUAAUUUCUCAAUAAUGUCGCUACUCCAAUCUGCCGUCUCUACUCCGUUAACCGUCCGUUCUUCGCCGUCACUUUCAGGCGCGGCGGCACACUCCAUCGUCGCCUCCUGUAGCGUUUCUUCCACUUGGAACUCCUCCUCCUUGUUAAGAUCGUCGUCUUUAAAGACCGUUACCUCCAUUUCGAGCUCUAGGACUAGUAAAAGAAAAGGCGCUGUAGGAAAGGUGAGGUCCAGCCUUGAAACGGCUGGAGCAACGGUGGGGCAGGUGACGGAGGUUACGAAGGACACAUUCUGGCCCAUCGUUAAAGCCGCCGAGGAUAAAACCGUCGUCCUCGAUAUGUACACUCAAUGGUGUGGUCCUUGUAAAGUUAUAGCUCCCAAGUAUCAAGAAUUGUCUGAGAAGUACCUUGACGUUGUCUUUCUAAAGCUUGAUUGCAAUCAAGAAAACAAGCCAUUGGCGAAGGAGCUUGGUAUAAGAGUGGUUCCAACGUUCAAGAUACUGAAGCACAACAAGGUAGUGAAGGAAGUGACAGGAGCAAAAUUUGACGACUUAGUUUCAGCCAUCGAGACGGUUCGAUCCAGCUAAGUUCAUUUCAGUACCUGUAAAACAUUAAUCCCAUCAAAUCGAAGACAACAUUACCAUUCUGCACGGUUUGAAUUAAUUUUUCUACUUGUAUUAAUGUAUAUAUAUGUAUGGAUACAUUACCAGUUCUUCAAAUGUAGA
Hibiscus syriacus is the source of this 799-nucleotide messenger RNA. Its product is annotated as thioredoxin F-type, chloroplastic-like. Bases 92 to 661 code for a protein of 189 amino acids. NCBI's taxonomy places the organism in Eukaryota, Viridiplantae, Streptophyta, Magnoliopsida, Malvales, Malvaceae. The record is from RefSeq and is a predicted model, not a curated record. The transcript has 3 exons.